Talaromyces proteolyticus is the source of this 6166-nucleotide messenger RNA. RefSeq lists its product as uncharacterized. The transcript has 2 exons. The record is from RefSeq and is a predicted model, not a curated record. The coding region runs from base 413 to 6040 and encodes 1875 amino acids. Gene Ontology annotation, cellular component: Set3 complex. NCBI's taxonomy places the organism in Eukaryota, Fungi, Ascomycota, Eurotiomycetes, Eurotiales, Trichocomaceae. Gene Ontology annotation, biological process: regulation of transcription by RNA polymerase II.
ACGAGCUGUCUCUCCUCCCCUUUCUGGGGCGCGCGAUGAUCCAAACCUCACACCGCUUGGCCGGGAACCUCCUCGAGGUCCCAAAGCAUUGAUAGACUCCACGCGCGGAGGAUAUAAUGGUGGUGGCGGUGGUCGUGGACGAGGCAGCGGCUAUCCUCCACCACGCGGCGGCGACUUUCGCGACCGAGAUCGAGACCGAGAUCGUGGUGGUCGAGAUUUUCGAGACGGGCCACCGUUUCGCCGAGAUGAUCGCGACCGCGAUUGGGGUCGAAGAGAUCGUAUAGACCGGGAUUUUGAUACUCGGGAUGGACGCGGAGCUUUUAGACGGUCUCGCUCGCCUCCUCCGCCAAGAGAUGGUCGUGAUUUUCGAGAUUUACGUGAUGGCGGGCCUCGCGAUGGUGAUAUAGUAAGAAUGCGCCGCAAUUCAAGGGAUAGUCUUGUUUCGACAUCAUCGAAUCCUAACGAUGGUCCGGCCGUUGGUAUUGGCCCGACUUCGCAUCGAGGUGGCCUUGGACGUGGUCGUGGACGAGGCGAUUGGGAUGGCGGCAGCGGAAGAGGCCGAGGCCGUGGUCAUUAUCCGGACGAUAGAGAUUCUUUUCGACGCCGGAGCCGAUCGCGUGAUGGCUGGUGGGAUCGUGAUCGCGACCGCGAUAGAGAUUUCAGAGAUAGAGACCAUCCCCGAGACGUUCGUGACAGAGAUCGGGAUUUUGACCGACGAGGAGAUCGCUUUGAUCGACGAGAUGAUGAUAGACGGGCUGAGCGAGAUGACCGUGACCGUCCGCCGGAAGCUUGGAAAAAGGACUCAGGCCCUAUACCACCUCGUGCAGAUUCGCGAAUCCCUAGCGGUCCCAGAAGCUCAUCAAUACCUCCUCUGGCUUUAUCUAGUGUUCCAAGGAGUGAAACAAAGGCUCUGGAUCAACCACCCACGGAUCCAUUUCGCAAGGUUUCCACUGCUCCCGCAAGAGAUUUCCGGCGUGAUUCUGAUAGAUCCGAUUUACUGCCAUCUCGUACUGAUGCUCUUUGGGAGCCCGUUCCUCCCAAAGGAUCACCGCCUCCCUCUGCACCUCAAGUUCCUGCCUUUGGGUCUGUCACGCUACCCUCCAGUAUUCUGUCGACCGAAAAACCUCCAGCUUCCACCCAAACGACACAAUCAACAGCUCAAAAGGCUGACCGCCCAGCACUUUCUGCUUCCGCAAAGGAGUCGCCAAAAGAAGCGCCGACAGAACCCAAGGCACUUCGCAAUGACAACCAGGCGCAGCAACCAGAGUCUCGCCCUCGUAGGGACAGUUUGUCAGAAUCGUGGAAACAGGAUUCUACACGUGCCGGUGCAAAAGCGCCUCCAACUGGCCUUGCUGUUUCUCCUCACAAACCAGGAAUCGACAUAUCACCUCCGACCGCUCCAGCUGCUUUGUUGAAACGGGAUAGUGCGUCGGAAACGAGACCACCCAAUGAGCCAUUCACUAGUGUCUCAUCACCACAAGGACCAGCUUCAGUGUCCCCAAUCCUCUCGCGAUCGCAACUCUCACCUGCUGGUCGUGGAGGCUCUCCCCAGACUUCACCUCGAAUGCCAUUUUCUAGUGUCCCAACCGGGCCUCGCGCUGGCGUGCGGCCGUCGGUUCGUGGUGGUCACGCAAAGAGCAAACAAUGGCUCCGUCCCGGGUAUAAUCGCGGGCCUCCUAGUGCGAAUGGUCCUCCGGGCAUGCGGCGAGAGCCAUACGAAGACCGAGACCAGCCCGACCAUCAGCUUGUAGACGACAAAUCCGAAGACCCUGAGCGUGAAUUCGAAGGUCAUGCUGAUAGAGCACUUCCGGAUAAAACUGAAACACCUACUGCUGAUGAAAUGAUGUCUCUCAAUGCUAUUCCUCCUGCGACUUCAGCCGAACCAGAAGAUCUGAGAGAAAAAGCCAAGCUUCAAGAAGAAAAAGACAAAUCCAGCGACAAACACAAACGUGAAGUAGAAUCCGGGGAGAAAGCUACAGAAGUUCCGGCUCUAUUACCUGAUUUAUCACGUUCGAGCGAGGAAGAAGAAGAGGACGAGAACGAGGUUUUCACUGAGGAAUAUGUCCAAGAACGAAAAGCAUUGUUUGAGAAGAGUAUGAAGGCAUUGGAGCUCGAAAUGCCCCCUCAGGUCUUGGACGACCCGACAAUUGUUGAUUUGCUUGUGAAAAUUCAGUUACUGCGCAUGAUCGCAGAUGGCACCGUCCCGGAGGAACCCGAACCGUCAGCUCUUGAAACGAACAUCGAUCAGUCCAAGAAAAUCCUCACUGCUAAAGAGACUUUCAAAGAAGCCAUGGAGAUAGACGAGAAAGAAGCUCAGCCUGCACCUCCUGUCGAAGACGCCAUCGCAGUUGAGUCCGUUGAUAAAAGAGCAAUUACUGUUGAUUCUUUACCUUUUCUCAAUUCUGGUCCUCCUACUCCAAUCUCGGAACUCGAUGUCUGUCAGGAGAAUGCCCAAACCCAUGAGCGGAUCAAAGAAGCGAUCCGUAACACAGUUGCUAAACAGCGAAAGGAAGCGGCUCAAAAGAACAAACAGUUGCGAGAUGAGUAUGCGAUUGUCUACCGACCCUGGCGCAUGGUUGUCCGGGAGUUGGAUCACAAAAAGGACAGCGAAAGAAAAGCUAGCACUCCCAGCGCUGCUACGCCACCGGUAACACCGCUUCCCCCGCCGAUUCCCGAAGGUCGAGAGGGUAGAAGGUACAAAGGCAAUAGUGAACUGGAUUUCCAAAAUGCUCUGAGAGCGUCUGCAAUCUCUGCGCAAGAAGAGUCCGAACGUCGUCGUCGUAUGGAAGCAACAGCACGACCUGACCUUGACCGAGAAGCCGUGGUUCCAGACAUGCUUAGGAGUUACGAGGUCCAGUCCGGUAUCUUCAAGGACACCAACAACUGCGUUAAGGUGUCUGAUGCCUUGACCAUCUAUGAAUUCUACCCGCCCGAAGACGACUUUACGCCUGAAGAGCAUAAAAUAUUCACUGAUGCGUUUAUGGCAUACCCGAAAAAGUGGGGAAAGAUUGCAGACGAACUGCCUGGACGAACCUUUUCUGAGUGCAUUAUGCAUUACUAUUUGACUAAGGAGGAAAUUAAAUACAAAGCCAAGCUUAACAAGAGAUGGAGAUCGCAACGCCGUACCCGUAAAUCGACCACACGACCUAAGUCCAAUGCCUUGAUGUCCGACUUGAAAGCCGAUGGUGAGGAUGAGGAAGCUGUGCAGAUGACAGAAACUGGCCGACCACGCCGUGCUGCUGCUCCCACGUUCGGUGGUGAUGCAGGGACCGCAGAAGUUGAGACUACACGUCGCGGUGGUGCUAAAGAUAGUGACCAAGGUGAGAAGCCUGCCAGCAAACGCGGUAGAGGAGGUGGCACCGGCACACGGGGAGGGAGACGAGGACGAGGCGGUGCGCAGACUCAAACACAGCAGCAGCCACCAGUUCCUAUACCUUUGGCCCCGACCAAUCAGCCUACUCAAACUGUGCAGCAGCCAAUUCCCGCUUCGACCAGUUUUGUUCCACAGCAGCCCCUGGCCCCGGCCACUGCAGUUACUUCUGGUGUACCGCUCAUGGCAAAGCAAGAACCCGGAAUGAUGGAGCAUCCGUCAGCCGAGACGAUUAUGCGUGUUAAAGAACAAAAGCGAGAAGCAACCGAAGAAUUUAUUCCCAAGCCAAGGUCCUCCCGAACGCGUGGCAAGGAUCCGAUCUACGUGUUCGAGGCUACCAGCAGCGACCAUGAUGCUCUUGGUAGUAAACCCGCAGCUGAAAUAGGCGGAUAUGGUUCCAUGCAACCAACUAGCUACUGGUCGGUUCCAGAAGUGCGCGACUUUCCCGUGUUAUUGGCUCAUUUCGGUAUGGAUUACGAUGGUAUAGCGGGUUUUAUGAAGACAAAAACUCCUGUUAUGGUUCGAAAUUACUAUCAGCGCAAACUCGAUUCAGGCAAUCAUGAGUUCGAAGAAAUUGUAAAGGUUGCUGAGGCCAAGAAGAUGCGAGGAGAGCCCACUGGCCCGUUGCCAACACCUAACCCGGCACCUAAGAGACGCUACGAAGCUACACCGUCUGCAGUCACCCACCGACCACUAGCGCCGCACACUGAUGUCGAGCACCCAGAGGAUGGCCGCCUAGGGCAGGGUCAAAAGAAAGUUUCAAAUGCCAUGUCGCCGCCGCCCAUGCAGAUGCGUCAAGCGCCUGAUCUUGCCCCCGACCGGAAUCUGGGCAGGUAUCCUCCACUAGCCCAAGCAACUACAGCACCUCUAGCUGCAAUGCCGGACGAUCACUCGCGUGCCAUGCGCCAACCUGGUGGCCCGCCUGCACCUCGUCCAUUUUCCGGGCCUCGUAUGGGAUACUUCACCGAAGAACGUCGUGAGCCGCGGGCCUCCUCAGUGGCAGGGUCACGUGGACAGGACUUACAACCAUCUCCACGAGUCACUGCAGUACAGGGUCCCCCGCAUCCUGAUCUGGCUCGCCUCGAACCCCUGCCUCCUCAGCCCUUGCUGGCUCGUGCAGACCUGCAUGGUCCGGGACAAUACCAACCAUCGACAGCACCACCAAUGUACAUGCAACAAGCCCAACCUGGCGGUCCGGGCCAACCUCCUGUCAUGACAAGUUCGCAUUCUCGACAUCCCAGUAUGAAUGCAGCACCUGGCUCUCCUUCCCAGACCAUGAGACAUACAUCAAAUGUGUCGCCGAUUCGACGAUCUUCGUUUGGUCAAGUUCAACCUCCUGGACACUAUUCAUACGGUACUCCUAUUCAUCCACCAAGUACACUUUCCCCAGUCAAGGAGCCUCCUCGGCCAAGUGUAACGCCUGCUCCACAAGAGCCACCUCGUCAAGUUCCUGCUAAGCGUUCAAACAUCAUGAGCAUAUUGAAUGACGAGCCGGAUGACCCUCCUCCACGCAAGCGAUUUGCAAGUGAGAUGGCUUCACCUCGUAUGAGCUAUGGAAAACUAGAGUCUAGUGAUGCACCAAUUUCUCACCUUCGCCAUGAAGAAAAACCUUCGUACUUCACCCCUACACAGGCUUCUCAUGGGCCACCUCCGUCGCAUCAAGGAGGGCGACCAGGGUAUUCCGAGUAUUCACCCUACCCUCCUCCAUCUUUGGGCGGCUCUGCUGCUAGUGGACCAUCAAGUCAUGAUUGGAUGGCAAGAUUUGAUCCGCGGAGUCAAUCUCAACAGCCUGCAGAGUCCGUCCGUGCCACGCCGGCUCCGGCGCCUACUCCAGCUCCUGGCUCUCAGUAUGGCAGCGGAUACCAGCCAUCGUCUAAUAGCCAGCCUCCUACUCCGUCACAGAGCAAUCCAACGAGCUCUUCCCAUCGUGGAUAUCAAGGCUAUCCGCCAUCACAUGGUCAAGGCGUCCCUACACCACCGCUACUAACACCGACUCCACGUGAAGCGCCUCCAUCGAACAAUUCUGUCUACCGUCAUCAAAACGCAUCCCCUCCAACCCGUCAUAGCGUGUUGCCGUACGGUUCUCGCCAGGUUCCAUCUCCAGCCCCGUCUCCAGCUCCUACGUUAAGCAUUCCACCGCCUCGUCAAAACUCCGGGCCAGGUGCUUCCUACAGCCCAUCAAUGACACACCCACAAGCGGCGCAGCCUUCGCAUCCUUUGGGCCCUCAGCAUCGACAUUCUCAUAGUGGCCAUCAAGCGUAUCAGCAGCAUGUACAAGCUAUGGUUAGCGGACAGCAGCAGCCGCAGCAACAAUCACAACAAUCUGGUCGACCAUCACUAGGCCUAUCGGGUGGCCCACCCAACACAGCACCAUAUGCAGCCUCCCAACCUGGCGGCGGUCCUCCCCAACCUGCUCAUCCUACACCUCGUCCGGGUGCUCUUAGUAACUCCCCUGCGCAAGCUCUUGGUAUUGGCAGACCCUAUACGCCUCCAUCGGCUGUGCACGCACCUCCCCCUGCACCGACCAUAGGCGGAAUGCUCUACCCGUCGAGUUCUUCUUCUACGAGCCACAUGCAGCACCACACAUCAUACUCUCGCCAUCCAGAGCCUAAUGGACCCGCUCCACCUGGUCACCAUCGCGUAUAUAGUCAAGGCGGCUCACGUCAAUAAUAUUAUAAUGUUAUUAGAUCGGCGGAGAGUUUAUAAAAUUGGACAUUCUCCUUCUCUUUUGUGUUAGUUAUGCGAUUGUAUACCUCACGUCUUUAAUGACAUGUGCAGAGUAGUUUGGUUGUACAA